CUUUUUUUUUUCUUGUUCUUGGGGGUUCCCUUGUUGAUAAAAUUCAAUCCGGCCAUUUCUUGGAGCCCUCUUCAGCAGUUUUCAGUUUUCACACCCUGACCCUUUACAGGCCGGCGUGGCUCAACACAAAUACACAAUUGCAUUGCAUCCGCAUCCGCAUCCGCAUCACAUCAUGGUCAUGUCCUGUCUCAGCCUCGUCUCCCUCUACUCACGCUACCUCCGUCGCUCUUUUAUAUUGGCCGGUCUUUCACCCCAAACCGUCGACGUCGACUCUGAAACCACCAUCCACUUUUGGGGCCCGGAAACUGAGUCUUCCCCCACACCCAAAGGCAAGCCCGCACUACUACUACUCCAUGGGUUCGGUCCCAGCGCUGUGUUCCAAUGGCGCCACCAGGUGCAAUCCCUGACUCCUCAAUUCGACCUCUACAUCCCAGACCUCAUCUUCUUUGGUGGGUCUACAACUACAAGCAAGUCUUCGGAGAGGUCAGAAAUUCUUCAGGUAGUGUCAAUGGGAAAACUGGUUGAGAAGCUUGGUUUGGAGAGGUUUUCUGUUGUUGGCACCAGCUAUGGUGGGUUUGUGGCCUAUCACAUGGCCUUAAAGUGGCCGGAGAAGGUUGAUAAAGUAGUCAUAGCAAGUUCUGCUGUUAGCAUGAGAAAGAAAGAUAAGGAGGAAUUGUUGAAGAGGGCCAAAGUGGAGAAGAUUGAGUAUCUCAUGUUGCCCACUACGCCUGGGCAGUUAAGGACGUUAAUUCGUCUGUCCAUGUUCAAGCCUCCCCUCAUUUUACCGGAUUUCCUGCUAAACGGCUUUCUCCAUAAACUGCUGGAGAACAGGGAGGAGAAGAUAGAACUUCUCAAGGGACUGACCCUAGGACAGAAUGAGACCACGAAUGUUUCUCCUCUUCAACAGGAUGUACUGAUAGUGUGGGGAGACCAUGACCAGAUAUUUCCGCUGGAGAAGGCCUUUGAGCUCAAGGAGCUUCUUAGAAGGAAUGUUAGAUUGGAGGUGCUAAAGAACACAUCGCACAUACCACAGACAGAGGAUCCAGGCCAGUUCAAUGACGUUGUCAAGAAAUUCUUGUGUGGCUCUUCUUAGUCAUUCCAUUUUAGUUCAAUUCAGAGUCUCAGAUCCGUGUCACCCCUGGAUUAGGCAAGGCCUUGAGGGGGACAAUGAGUCCAAGUCCAUCCAUCUAUCCUCUGUAACUUAGUUGAAAAAAAAAAUUAAGUUGAAGAAUUUAUAUAUGCAUCUAGUUAAACGGUUAAAGCCAUGACAGAUAAUCUUUCCUUCUUCA
Nelumbo nucifera (sacred lotus) is the source of this 1289-nucleotide messenger RNA. RefSeq lists its product as uncharacterized. The record is from RefSeq and is a predicted model, not a curated record. Lineage: Eukaryota; Viridiplantae; Streptophyta; Magnoliopsida; Proteales; Nelumbonaceae.